Macrobrachium nipponense is the source of this 2976-nucleotide messenger RNA. Its product is annotated as N-acetyltransferase ESCO2-like. Gene Ontology annotation, cellular component: chromatin; nucleus. The transcript has 12 exons. Gene Ontology annotation, molecular function: protein-lysine-acetyltransferase activity. NCBI's taxonomy places the organism in Eukaryota, Metazoa, Arthropoda, Malacostraca, Decapoda, Palaemonidae. The record is from RefSeq and is a predicted model, not a curated record. Gene Ontology annotation, biological process: mitotic sister chromatid cohesion. The coding region runs from base 233 to 2389 and encodes 718 amino acids.
CGCGCGUAAACUUGCCCAAGUUUAAACAGUUGUGCUAAACAGUGUACCUUCAUUGUUCAUCUUGCUUAAUUAUCGUUUCAACAAGCUGAAAGAGGCCAUAGACGUCUACAAAGAGUCAAACUUCUAUAAAUUGUACAUCCGUAGGUCACGAACAAUCAAAUCAGCCCUGAAAAGAGCUCCGAAGAGGAGAUUCAAAGAAGAUUUGAAGCUUAGCUGGUGGAAAGACAGAAAAAUGAGUCCGAUGAUCCCUGAUUGUGGAGUAUUGACUACUCCCCGCCGGUCACCACCAGUCAGAUUGAGUUUGAAUGGGGAACUUACUUCCCCAAAAUUAGCUUCAUUACCAUAUAAAUCUCCUCCAUAUUCAUCAGAGGCAGCCAACAUAACACUCAGCACAGGAUUCAGCUUUGGAUUCUACAAGUCUGCAAAGUCUCCAGUUACUCCAGUGAGGCAAGUGAGCAACCCAAAGCCAGUAAAGUACCGUCUCAAUAAAUAUCACAAGGACAAUAUCAAUAAAGGAGUAAGCCAUAAGAUAAAGAAGCCCAAAACCAAGUCUAAAGAGCUGAAAAAGAAAACACGUAGUAUGAAGACAAUGAUGAAGAAUCUUAAGGAUGGAAACUUCACUCCUUCACACUGGACACCUGCAAAUAGAAGUCCUGUGAAGAAGACCCCUAACACAAGUGGAAAGAAAAAACGACAUGUUCUAGCAUCCCCUGGUGUUUCGUUUCUAGAUGAAGAGGUAUCUCAGGAUGAGACAGAAGAUGCUGUAGGAAAAAAGUUUUUCACCAGUCGUUCCCGAGCGUCUGCUACUGUUAAUAUAUCAAAAAAUGUCAUGUUGGCAGCAAAGAAUGGUGAUAUUUCUCUCAAGCAACGAGACGUCCUUUUUGAGAAGAAGAAUGUGGGACGUGUCAUAGAAGAGCAGCUUGAUAAAUUCAUUCAGAGUUCUUCAGUUACAGAAAACUUACCAGCACCUUCGUUAUUACCAUCUGUGAGGGCUAACCCUCGACCUAUGCCAACACGAGUCCCCACUACUCCUUCCCCCCCAAAGCGUAUGGUAUCACCUAAGAAAGGAAAGAAGCUAUUCAACCCAAGAUCAUUAACAUUGUCAUCCAAAGAACCAUCGGAAUUACAAGAUCUGGAACAUGCUUUUAAUGAUGAAAAAACUCUGGAGAAUGCUGAAAUAACUUAUGAGAAACAAAAUGGCACUAAUUUGCGAAGAUCACCAAGAAAACUUGAUGGGUCAUUUUCUCCUAAAAAAUCUCCUGUUAAAGGAGACAGAUUUUCUUCUCCAGUUAGAAGAUCACCUAGAAAUAGUGGAUCUCCAUCAAGGACUCCUCAGAGAACACCUUUAGCCAAAACAGAUAGAGCAACACCUAGAAAAAUAUCUGUCAAAAGAUGUUCUACAGAGUUGAACUUCUCUCAUUCAGAAGUCUUUGAAAGUUCACCUAGGAAGACAUUGCCAGACAAAGCGAAUUCCCAAGAGAAUUCAAAUGAAGUAAUAAAUUUUGAAAAAGAACGUAGUAUGACAUCGCCAAAGGAUUGUUCAAAAGAAGUCUCAGAAUUAGAUAUAUCAGGAAGUAAUAAUGACAGUUCAUCAAAGGAAUCAUCUGAUUCACCUAAACUUUACCCCUUGUUUGACCGCCAAAACUGGCACCCCUCUGCAUCUUCACCAAAGAAAAACAAGUCUUGUCAUAAACUUCUACAUAAAUCUGACAGUUCUCAAAUGAUCAUUGAUGCUGGACAGAAGGACUUUGGCACUCGUCAGUGUGGUGAUUGUGGGGUUGUCUAUGAGAUUGCUAAUCAGGAAGAUGAGGCCUCUCACCUGAUGCACCAUAAUGCAAUUCACAGUAAACUUAAAUAUAAUGGCUGGAAGAAUGAAAACUUGGUACGAAGACUCGAUGAAUUAGGCGGACGUGUUGUGAUGGUUACUUCUAAGGAUCCUUCUCAUUUUUGGCGAAAAGUGGAAGAAGUUUUGACUGUCGUAGACAAUGAACUAGGUUUUCCUGAGGGAACUAACCUUGUCAGAGAAAAUUCUCGGGUUUUCAUGUAUAUUUUGGGUCGUCAGGUUGUUGGCUUCCUUGUAGGAGAGAGAAUAGAGAAAGCAAAUCGUGUGAUUCCACCAAAGUCAACAAUGGUGUCUACUACUAAUCGACUUUUGUGCUGCUCCGAGGAGCAAGUUACUGUAUGGGCAGGUGUCAGCCGUAUUUGGGUGCUUCAGGGUCACAGAGGAAAAGGUAUUGCUAGCAAACUCUGUGAAGCUAUGCUUUGCAACAUGUUUUCUCAUCACAUUCUUAGUAGGAAUGAAAUUGCAUUCUCUGAUCCAACUGAAAGUGGAACCAAGUUUGCAGAAAGAUUUACUGGCAAGAGAGACUUUUUAGUAUAUCGACGAUAAAUAGUAGAAAUUUGUGUGAAAACUUCCCACCCCAUUAUGUUCCCCUGAAAACUUCUAAAUCUUGUCCUCUGUGAGAGGCCCUAAUCCAUCUGUUUUUCCUUAUUAACAUGCACAGACUUACAGCUAUUAUCAAGCUAGCUUUAUUUUUUGGAUUCUUGUUAUUUUUGUAAUGAGUGCACAUCUGUGAUGUAUGGCAACAGUAAAUGAACAUGUAAUGUACAGUAAGAGUUCAUUCAUUAUUAAAGCAUAGUUUUCUAUUAUAGUGAAAAUGAAGGUUGAUAUAGCAGCUUAUUCAGUUUUUGUUUGAAAAUUUUUUUUGUUUAAAAUGCAAAGAAUUUAAUACACGUAAGUUCCAUUUACAAGGAAACCUUUUUUUUAGUGGAUUAGGUAAUUGGCCUUUAAUUUUUCUUAUGCAUAUUUGUGAAUUCUUUAGUCAACCUUAUGGAAAGAAUUUAUGUCAGUGGAUUUAGCUGUUUAUGCUUGUAAGUUGCAUGAUUUAUAAUUUAGCUUUUAAUUCAGAUGUUUAUUUUUUGUUUAGGUAUGAUUUAUAUCAAAGCUUUUUUAUUCAAUAAAAGUUUAUUUAGUAA